Caenorhabditis angaria is the source of this 1386-nucleotide messenger RNA. Lineage: Eukaryota; Metazoa; Nematoda; Chromadorea; Rhabditida; Rhabditidae. The record is from the annotation of a GenBank genome assembly.
AUGAUUUUUUCGACUUUGCUUUUAUGUGUUGGUUUUGUAUCAUCUCUGACCAUUCACUUGAAUACUGUAACUAAUACUCCAGUUACAUAUGAUGUGGAGGUAAGUAAAAAUUUGGUGAUUGAAAAAAUUUGAAUAGCGUUUUUAGGUUGGUUCAUACUUAUAUGUCGCUUCGACAGACAUGUCUGUCUUACUUCAAAAUAUAAUAAUAACAGAUGGAACACCUUAUACCGCAUAUACAUUUUCGAAAUUAGGAGUAAAUUCAGAAGGAACUAUGACAGCAUAUGUUAUAACAACUAACAAAAUAACAAUUCAAGGAAAUCAAGCAUAUGAUUAUUCAAUGACAACAGGAUAUAUUUAUAUUACAACUGCAAAUCAAGCAAAAGGUAUUUACUUUCAAAAAAGACUCGACAACUGACAGAGUUCAAUUCUAGAUCCUCAUUUCUUGGUUUACCCAGCUGAUGUGAGCUCAUUAAUUUCAACAAAUUAUAAGAAUGCGACACUUGUAUUUUUAAAUUAUGACAUUGAUAUUCCAAGAAAAUAUGACUAUAUUCCGUUGAAAUCUGCGAGAAUUACAAAGCUCUCUAAUAGUCCAUUCAAAAUAUAUUGGAAUGAACCAACGCCAAAUUGGAAUAACGGAAGUGAUUUCUUUCGUCAGUUGGUUUUCAUGAAUCCACUUCAGGGAAUGUAUUACGAGAAUAUCGAUCCGAUUCAAAUGAACACCUAUAUUUGGUAUAUCAGAGCAUAUGACGGCAUAACUCUUAGUGUUGAACCAACAUGGAUUGAUCCGAAUACUAUUAUUUCAUCUGGUUAUAAUUCAAGUGGGAUGAUUAUGAGUACACAUAAUAUUCAAAAUAUUUCAUUCGCUCUCGCAAAAGAUUCUAAUUAUGGUGGAGAAUCAGGUUACAGAUGUAUUUUUAAAGUCGAAAGCGUCACAACAAUUUCGUUGGGUGAUCCAUUUCCAACAAUGUAAACAUCGAAAAUUACACGAAUUACACUUGCAAAAUUCGAAUUUUCAGCAUGUCUCCGACUAAUUUAACUGAUCUCAAUGUGCGAUAUAUAGUGAGGGGUGCACCUAGUGAUUAUUUUUCAAUUCAAUCUGCUUCACCAAGCGUCGGUGUUUUCGCUAUACAAUAUUUCCAACAACGUUAGUUUGCGACAUAACUUUUGAUUGAAAUCAAAAUUAUUGUUUGUUGAAUUUCAGAAGGCGAUAAAAUGACUACACCACUUGCAACGAGUACAUCAAUUCCUACAACUAUAAACGGGGGAACAACACAGAAAACCCCAGCUACAACGACAAGUUCUUCAUCAUCAACUUACUUUUUACUAACUUUUGCUGGUAUUUUUUUCUAUUUUGUGAAUAAUUUAAACACUCACCAUGAAUUAUGA